AUGCAUUGUACAAAUACAAUUACCCCCUUAAUCUCAUCAAAAAUAAUAAAAAAUGAAUAUCCACAUUUAAUUAAAAAUUGUACAUAUAGUUAUUUAUUAGAGAUUCCAAGUGGAUCGAUAUCCAAUAUUACCAGUAUAAUAUGCAAUUAUAAUACUUUCCACACUCCUAGUUAUCAAACAAUUGGAAAAAAUUUAAAUGGGGAUUAUUCAAUUUUAUUUUCAGAUAUUAGCUUACCGAUUGGUUCACAACAAUUUAAAGUGAUAAUUAUAGAUUCAGAAGUAAUUUCAAAUGAAAUUACUAUACAAUUAGAAUCACCAUGUUCAGAAUUACCAUCAUUAGUUUCACCAAUUAAUAAAAAUCCAAGCGCAAAUAAAUGGAUAAUGACAAAAUCAAGAUUAUUAAAUCAAAUACCUACAUUGGCUGUUUAUUUAUCAAAUUUAAAUGGGUUCAUAUAUCCAACAAAUAAUAAUAACCCACAAAUAAAUAGUUUAUUGAUAACUUCGAAUGGAUUUAUACAAAUGGAUAAAAACACAUUUUUAUUUAAUUAUUAUUAUUUAUCGUUUUUAGGCAAAACAGAUGAUAUAAAAUGGUUAUACUUUAAUAAUUCAAUUAUUUCUGACUCAAUUAUGUUUAAAAGCCCAGUUUCUGAAAACUUUGGCAAAUCAAUGAUAAGUGUAUCUAGUUAUCCUCAAGCGAUAGAUUGUAAAAAUUUUAAAGUUUGUUAUUUGGUUAUAAAUUCAACAAUAGCUUUUGUGCCACUUUUGGGAUUUAUAGAGGAUAGUACUGGAACAAGAGAUGCAAUGAAUAUCUAUCCACUCUAUGGAAGCCCAAAUAAUUCAAAACAUAUAGCCUAUUUUAAUUUUAAUGAUGAUAAUAAAAAUGUUUAUUCAGAAUAUUUUGUAAUGGGUUACUCUUCAUAUGAAAGUGUACAGAAAUAUAGAGCAAGUAGAAAUAUUACUAGUUUGGUUCCACCAGCGAUUUCAAAUGUUAAAUCCAUUCAAAUAUCCUAUGCUCAUUAUGAUCCAUAUUCAUUAACCAUUGCAUAUUUUGACAAUGAUAAUCAAAGUCAAGUAACAAGUUUAGCUUUUGGUCCUUUCAUUCAAUAUGAUAGAGUAACCUAUCCGUUUGGCUUUUUAAAAGGAAAUUCAAAAAACUAUUCCUAUGCCAUUGGAAUGGUUCUUCCAAUAUAUUCUGAUUUGCGAUCUUAUUCUUUUAUACCUCCCAGUGGAAUAACCAUUAAAAUGGUGAGUUCAGUAUAUACUGGCGAAAUAUCAACACCAAUUAUAUCAUUGGUAUCAUUCAUUCCAAAGGUUGGUGAUGGUUUAAAAACAAUUUUAAGAAUAACAGCGUCUGAUAAAGUUUUUGGUUUAUUUUAUAUGGAAACUCAACCAUCAGGAAUUAAAAUCAUUGGAAGUGAUUUGGUUGAUGGUAAUAAAUUUAAUGGUACCUAUGAAAAAUUAAUUGAUUUUUCAAUUUAUCCACCAAUAACUUCAAUUACAGCUUAUAAUUUAUAUAACGCAGAAUCAAUUACUUUCACUAUGAAUAAUCAUCAAUAUCCAAGUAAUAUUCCAUCAAUUUCAGAUAUAACAUUAUUUAAAUUUAAGAAACAAACGGUAGACCUUUCAACUGACAGUUUCAUCAAUACAAUCUAUAUGAAUUACUCAAAUGCAAAUAUAAAUUAUAGACCAGGUUUUAAAUUAAUAACAACAUCAGAGAUUGCAAGAGAUUUUCAAUGGUAUCGUAAUUAUGAUUACCUUGAAUGGGAUGAAACACUUCAACUUUUUAAAUUAGACUUUUAUAUGCCACCAAGAUUAUUUACAGGUAUUUUAGAGUAUAGAUUUAAUUUUGCUUAUGUAGAUUUAGAUCCAAAUUCUUUAUCAAAUUUGUUAGUAGAUAAUUCAAUAAAUGAUAAUAACGCAAUACUUUCAGUUACUUGUGAUUUUGCAGAUGAAAUGCCACCAAUUGUAACAAAAAUAAAAUCUAGUGCUCAAUCUUUUGAUUUAUUAUGGGAUAUUACAUUUAGUGAUGAUAUCAAUGGUAUUGAAUCAAUUAAUGUUACAAUUUCUAGUGAGUUUGAUUUAGUUGGUGAAACCUUUACAUUUUUCCCAUCACUUGAUGAUAAUAAUAAAUUGGUUACAGUAAGAAUAAACAAAACAAUUUAUCCAUAUUCAAAGAGUCAAACUUAUAGAAUUUCAGAGAUUGCAACACGUGAUACAAGUGGACAUUAUGCCAAUAGUACCUUUGAACCAAGCUUUCAAAAUAUUCUUAAUCCAUGGAGAUUAACAUAUGAUGAUAUUUCAAAUUUUGAUUUUACCAUUUCCAAUGAAUUAAAUAUUGAAGAUAAUGUACCAAUUAUUAAUUCAGUUUUAUUAUCAACAAAUUCUAUUGAUAUUUCUACAGCAAAUAGAGAGUUAACUGUAACAUUCAGUGUUUCAGAUGAUACAGGUUUUUCAAAUAAUAAUCCAAUAGUUUAUUUUCAAACUAGAAUGCUAGAAACUAUUAGUGUAGUUGCAAAUAAAACCAAUUGUUCAUCAGUUACUACUUGUAAUUAUCGAGUCGAUCUACAAUUUCCAUUUUUAUUUGGCUAUCCAGAACCAAUUUUAUGUUCAAUCUAUAGAAUUGAAGAUGUUUUUUUCAAUUUUAAUAGUUAUAAUUAUCAUAAAAAUACAUUAAUUCAUACAAGUAAUAGUGUGUUAGAAACUAAACCAAUUAUUGAAUCAACAUCAUCAAUUACUCGAAAUGGUGGUGAUCUUAUAUUGAAUGGUCAUUGGUUUGGAAUUGAUGAAAAUGCAAUAACCAUUAUGAUAAGAUAUCUUGAUUUACCAAAUGAAAAUAUUACAUCAUCUUCAUUUAUUUAUCAAUUUGGUAGUGAAAUUAAAUUUAAAAAAAUUAAAGCAAACAAUGGUGAUUCAGUUUAUAUUAGAUUAAAAGUUGGAAAUCAACUUUCAAAUGAAUUUAAAGUUGUACCAAUUCCAUUAAACAAUUGUCCAAAUAAUUGUAAUCAAGAUAAAGGGCAAGGUGUUUGUCAAUCGGAUGGUAGUUGUAAAUGUUCAGAUUCUAAAUGGUUUGGUGUUGAUUGUUCAAAACAAUUUCAUUACAUUUCAUCGGUUUUACCAUCAACAACCUCUGGUGGUGAAGCAAGUUUCAUAGGUCUUUUUAGUGAUUCACAUGAUAAUAUUUCAAUUUCAAUUGGUGGUUUAGAUUGUCCAAUUUUAUUAAAUACUUCAAGUCUAAUUAAAUGUAAUGCAUCAGCAGGUAUUGGUAUUAAAAAUGUAACAUUGACACAAAAUGGUUAUACAUUCACUGCUCUUGAUAUUUAUAAAUAUAUUGAAAUCAGCACAUCUUUACAAUGUCCAAAUAAAUGCUCAAAUAAUGGUAUUUGUAAUAGUACAACAGGUAUUUGUAAUUGUAAGAUUGGUUUUGGUUUAUAUGAUUGUAGUGCUUUAAUUAAUCUAGAUAAUGGUAAUGGUGGAGGUACAAAUACAACAAUUGAUACAGGUUCAAGUUCAACUAAUUUCACAAAUUCUGAAACCAAUUUUCAAAUUUCAAUUAAAUCAUUAAUAGAGGUUGAUAUUAAUAAUAAUGUUAUUAAAUCAUAUUCAUUAUUAAAAAAUUGGUCAUUUAAUAAAACUGAUAAUGAAUUUGAACCAAAUAAAUAUAUAUUAAAACAAAUUUUAAAUAGUAAUAAUUCAUCAGAAUCAGAAUCAGAAUCAAAUGAUAAAAGUUUUAUAAUUACUUCGAUAAUUGAAGAGAUUAAAGAUAAAAAUGGUAAAGAAUUUAUUUUUGCAGGUUCAAGUUUUAUAGUUCCAAGUGGUUCAAUUAAAUUUACAAUUUCAAUUUUAAAUUAUACAUAUCAAAGUAAUUUAAAUUCAUUGAAAUUGGAAUUAAUUUCAUUGACUGAUAAUAAUAAUAAAAGAACUGAUUGUAAUUCUAAAUCUAUUGAAAUCGAUACAAGUAAUACGAAUAAUUUAUCAACAUUUAAUUAUAUUAGAAUCUCAAGGAAUAAUAAAAUUUUAGAAGGUAGAUUUAUAAAUAAAGUUAUGUCAGAUGGUAGAUCAACAUUCUUAACUUCAACUACUAGAAAUGAUUCAAAUUCAAUUAUAACAACUUUAAAUUUACCUCAUUGUGUAUCCGAAUGUAUAAUUGAUCCAGACUUUUCAAUUUUAAUUUCAAAUGAUUUUAAAUCUAGUUGUGAAGAUAAUUCUCGAAAAUGGUUUUUGCCAGUAGUAAUUACUGUACCAAUUUUAGGUUCAUUAGACACAUUAUUAUUAGAAUCAAAACAAUUAAUUUCAAAAACUUAUUCAAUUAAUUCAAGUAAUUGCACGUAUGAAUAUCUAUUUGUAUUUGAAGCAUUUGAAUUUUCUUCACUAUCAAGCUCUAAUCAAGUUAGCUAUUAUGGAGGAGAUUCAAUUGUAAAUAAUCAAGUUUCAAUAAGAGUUUCUAAUAUAUCAAUAAGGGUUGGUUCAAUGGAUAUGUAUAUUUCAAUUCAAACUAAAUCAAAUAAAACAUUUAAUUUAUUUAUUUUAUUAGACGAAUCAUGUUCUGAAUUACCAAAUAAUCUUCAACCAAAAUAUUAUUUUAAUAAGUGGAUAAAUAUUAAAUCAAGAUUAUUAAAAGAUCCCCCAAAACUUACGAUGUAUUUUGAAAAAUUAAAUGGUAUUGGUAACCCUUCAAAUUUUUUAAUAACUGGAAAUUUAAUUAAAAAUACAUCUACAUUCUAUCAGAGAGAGUUUGAAACAAAGAUAUUGGAAUUUCCCUAUACUUAUACAACUGGAAUUAAUAAUAUUAAAACUGUUGAAUGGUAUCAUUUCAAUUCAAUUGGGAAUAUAGUCGAAUCAAAAGUAUUCUCACUCCCUGUUUCUAGAGCACCAAUUGUUUCUUCUUUUAUUCAUUUUCCAAACACUCUUUAUUGGUCAAUGCAUGAUAAUAUUAUUUUUACAUUCAAUGUAACAAAUACUGUAGAUGAAUAUGUAUUCGUUGGAUUUAAUUCAUCAAAUGUCAAUCCAAACUAUACUGAUGCAAUGAACAUGUAUCCAAUUUACGGAAAUCCUAAAAAUGGUCAAUAUAUGGGUUUUAUAAAUAAUUUCAACGAUUAUGAAAAUAUUGAAACUUAUUGGAGUGUUAAUUGUUAUGAUUUAUCAAAUUCUAUUAGAAUCUAUUAUACAAAUAAUAGAACUCUUUCAUCAUUAAAAAUUCCACCAACUUCAAAUAUUUCCACUUAUUCUUUAUCUUCAAGACCAUUCCAAACAAAAGAAAAAACAUAUUAUAUUGGAGAAUAUUAUUUUCCUGUUCAAAGUAGUCCAGUUACAAAGUUUUAUGUUGAACCAUUUAUUUUUAUAGAAAAAAUUAAAUUCCCAUUUGGUUGUACAAAUGGAAAUUCAUUCAACUACACAUAUAUUUUUAAUAAUUUAGUAACACAAUAUGUACCAUUAUCAAAUUAUCAAGUUAUUUUUCCAUCGAAUGGAUAUACUUAUACCGACUAUCCAGUUUAUAAUUCAAAUACAUCAAAACCAAUUAUAGAAUCAUUUUCAUUUACACAUAUCGAAGGAAUGAAAGCAGUAUUUAGAGUAACAAUCGUUGAUAAAUAUAUUGGAUUUUCAUAUGCAACUACAUCUCCUUCAAAUGUUAGAAUUACAACAAGUGAUUUAAUAUCAGGCAAUCAAUAUAAUGGUACCUAUGAAAAAUUAAUUGAUUUUUCAAAUCGUCGUCCAAUUGCUUCAAUAACAACAUUUAAUCAAUUAUUAUUAUCGUCUAUAACUUUUGUACCAUUAGAACAUCAAUUUCCAACUGAACUUCCACUAAUUAAAGACAUUACAACUUUUAAAUUUGCUUCGUCAUUAAUAGACCUUUCAACCGAUGGUUUUUUGAAUACAAUCUAUAUGAAUUAUUCAAAUUCAAAUAUAAAUUAUAGACCAGGUUUUAAAUUAAUAACAACAUCAGAGAUUGCAAGAGAUUUUGAAUGGUAUCGUAAUUAUGAUUACCUUGAAUGGGAUGAAACACUUCAACUUUUUAAAUUAGACUUUUAUAUGCCACCAAGAUUAUUUACAGGUAAUUUAGAGUAUAGAUUUGGUUUUGGUUAUUAUGAUUUAGAUCCAAAUACUUUAUCAACCUUAUUAGUAAACACUUCAAUUAAUAUGAACAAUCCAGUACUUUCAGUAAUUUCAGAUUAUGCUGAUGAAAUGCCACCAAUUUUAAUUGAUUUUACUGUUCCUUCUUUUGUUAUUGUAAACCCAACUCAAACAUCUGUAAUUAGUAUUAUGCUUACAUUCAGUGAUCCGAUUAAUGGUAUUGAAUCAAUUAAUGUAACCAUUGUAAGUGAAUAUGAUCUAAUUGGUGAAAAAUUUACUUUUUACCCUCCAUUAAGUAAUAAUAAAAAGGUAAUUUUUUCAAUUGAAAAGAUAAUUGAAGAGGGUUUUUGUAAAAAUCAAACCUUUAGAAUCUCUGAAAUUGCAACUCGUGAUACAAGUGGGCACUAUGCAAAUAGUACCUUUGAAGCCUCUCACCAAAAUAUUCUUAAUCCAUGGAUUCAACAAUUUUAUAAUUUCAACUCAAUUAAUUGUAUAGUUAAGUGUCAACAAGAUGAUGAUAAUAUCCCACCAAAACUUUCAGAAUUUAAACUAUCAAAAACAACAAUUGAUAUUGGAUCAAUGGAUAGAGAUUUAAUUGUAACAUUUUCAGUUUAUGAUUUAGACAAUAGAAUAUUUUUAAAAGAUUCGCCAACAAUUUAUUUUACUACAAGCCUUUUUGAUCAAUUUUCAUUGAAAGCUGAACUUUUUUCAUGUGUAAAUGAUAGAAAAAAUUGUACAUAUAUUACACCUGUCAACAUUCCAUUUAUGUUUGGGUAUCCUGAUCCAAUUAUUGUUUCAAUCUAUGGUAUUCAAGAUAUAUUUUUCAAUUUUAAUGGUUAUAGUAGUAAAGAAUUAUUGAAAAUGAAUUUUAAUCCAGUAAUUGAAAUUGAAACAAGUAGAAUUCCAAUUAUUGAAACCAAUGGAUCAAUAAUUACAAAUCAAGGUGGUGAUAAUUUUUUAAUUGGUCAUUGGUUUGGUGAUAAUUCAUCAAUUGUUCAAUUAGCAAUUAUUUAUUGUAAUAAUACUGAAAUAAUUAAAGAUUUCAUUUAUAAAACUGGUAGUUUAAUUAAAUUCAAAACGAUUAAACCAACAAAUUAUUCAAUUAAUUUUCAAGUUUCAGUUGAUGGAAUUUCCUCUUCAAUCUAUUCAAUUCUACCUAUUGGUGCUUCAUUUAGUGAUAAUUGUAUUUAUGUAGAACCAACUAAUUCACCAACUGAUUUACCAACUAAUUCACCAACUGAUUUACCAACUAAUUCACCAACUAAUUCACCAAAAACUUGUUUAUCGAAUUGUAGUGGUAAUAAACAAGGAUAUUGUAAUAAUGGAGGUUGUAUUUGUUAUUCACCAUGGAUUGGUUCGGAUUGUUCCUCAAAAAUUAUUGAUGAUAUAAACCCACCAAUCAUUAAGAAUGAUACAUCAACAACAAUGACAACAAAUAAUACAAAUAAUGAAAUAUAUUCAAGUUUAAUUUCAAUUAUAUCAUUAAGAGAACUUAAUUUUGUUGGACAGGUUAUACAAACUUAUAAUUUAACAGAUUGGACUAAAAUCAAUAAUUCAAACUAUACUUCAUCAACAAGAUUCCAAUUUAAAAAUGAAAUUUUAAAUCUAAAAACAAUGAACAAAACUGAAAUAAAUGCUUAUAUUGAAUAUUUUGAAAAAGAAAAGAAUAUUACAUUUGGUGAUCAAGAAUUUAAAAUGAUGAAAUCAUCAAUUAAAUAUACAAUUGAAAUUGGUUCAUAUGAUUUUUCAUCUAAAAUUAAUAAUCUUCAGUUGGUAAUGUCUGCAUCUUUUAUCUCAUCUUCAGAGGAAGAUGUUUGUUCAAAUAAAGAAUUUGGAAAUUCAACAGACGAUUAUUCCAAUUAUUUAAAAAUUCAAGUUAAUGAUCAUUCUCUCUAUGGUAGAUUUAUUAAAUAUGCAAUUGUUGAUAAUAGGACAAGCUCUAUAAUUAAUGAACAAUUAGAUUCAUUAAUGAACCCAAUUUCAACUUCAAAUAAACAACAAACUUUUAUUGGUAUAACUUUACCAAAUUAUGAAAAUUCUGUCGUUAUUGAUCCAGAUUUCCAAUUAUUACUUGAUAUUGGAACCACUGCUAAAAACAAUGACAAUUCAAUUUGUAAUCAUAAUUCAAAUAAUCAUGGGCUCAGUUCUUCACAAUUGGCUGGUAUAAUAAUUGGAUCAAUUUGUUUUUUUGCAAUUAUUAUUGUUUCAAUAAUCUAUACAAUUUUAAAAAAAAGAAAAAAUAUUCAGUUCUUAAUCAAAUUAAAGAAAAUUGAAAAAUAUAAUAAUUAA
This is a messenger RNA of Dictyostelium discoideum AX4, 8358 nucleotides long. RefSeq lists its product as hypothetical. The coding region runs from base 1 to 8358 and encodes 2785 amino acids. Lineage: Eukaryota; Evosea; Eumycetozoa; Dictyosteliales; Dictyosteliaceae. The record is from RefSeq and is a predicted model, not a curated record. The transcript has 8 exons.